CAAACUUCAGUGCUCUGUGGGUACUCGUUGGCUGAACUAUGGCUGAUACCGCAGUGGAUCCCGUUGUGGUGGAGCUGGAAAGCCCCACGCAUAGCCCCCACUCAUCACCGGAGCCGCAGCAGUCGUCUGGUUCUCCUAAAGCCAUGGUGCAGUCGCCGAGAGCGCAUCAGGAGCUUGCUGCCCCAUCAGCAAAGGGCAAGAAAGCAAAAUCCCAGGACCCCUCGACGGACUUCGUCAACGUGCUGAGCACGCGGAUUGAGGAGAUCGAGCGGGCAGUUGCUGCGGGUCACGGGGGGCCGGCGGAGCGGGAAGCGGCUAAGGCGCGCAAGAAGCAGUUGCGAGAGGCCAUCAAGUUCUGCAGCGACCGUGCCAACAGUGCGGAGGACCGCAUCGCAUACAUCCAGCAAAAGUACUCCCAACAGCUCUCCGAGCUGCUCCGCAUGGAGCGGCAGGUGCUGGAGCUGCAGCGGGACCACGAGCUGCUGGCCAAGGAGAAGGACAAGGUCCAGUCGGAGCUCAAGAAGACCAACGUGCUGAAGGACAAGCUGGAGGAGCUGUGCAGGCAGCUGCAGAAGG
Messenger RNA from Astrephomene gubernaculifera, 576 nucleotides. NCBI's taxonomy places the organism in Eukaryota, Viridiplantae, Chlorophyta, Chlorophyceae, Chlamydomonadales, Astrephomenaceae. The record is from the annotation of a GenBank genome assembly.